Messenger RNA from Erpetoichthys calabaricus (reedfish), 2503 nucleotides. RefSeq names its product claudin-23-like. Bases 333 to 1106 code for a protein of 257 amino acids. Gene Ontology annotation, molecular function: structural molecule activity. Gene Ontology annotation, biological process: bicellular tight junction assembly; cell adhesion. The transcript has a single exon. Lineage: Eukaryota; Metazoa; Chordata; Cladistia; Polypteriformes; Polypteridae. The record is from RefSeq and is a predicted model, not a curated record. Gene Ontology annotation, cellular component: bicellular tight junction; plasma membrane.
AAUCGGAGUGCAUUUCCGCCAUUCCAGCACACUGACCCCCCCAUCCCCCGCUGCGGAGACUCGCUGACCCCUCAAUUACACUCUGUUGUCGACUUCACCGGUAAGGCAGGUGCGUCCGCCAUCAGCGCUGGGAGGCGUAGACGAUACUUGUCGUCAACGGAGAUAACGAUCUGCCAAGCGCUGCUAUCUGUCUGCUCUCCUGCCCGGCCGAAGUUUCAGUCAAUCUGGUUUGGCAGUUUCGUCAGAAGCUUUUUUUUUUCUCUGUGUGUGUUUGCCGAAGGUGACAGGAUUCUCUUUGACAAACGCGAGCGCUUCAGGCCGGCAGAAGAAACAUGCGGACCCCGGUGGUGAUGAUUAUCGGGCUCGUGCUGGCCCCCUGUGGGUUCCUCCUCAGCCUCAUCGCCACAUUCAGCCCGGACUGGAGGGAACUAAGAUCGGUAAGCGGCGCCCCUGUGGACGAAAUCAUCCAGCAAGGCAUAUGGGACGUGUGUAUAGCAUCGGACAUUUCGAGCUCGAUCACCUGCGGCCAGUCGGACACCACUUACUUCUCGCAACAGGUGAUUACGGUGGCCAGAGGUCUGAUGCUCACAUCCCUUCUGGUUAUGGCAGGCGGCAUCGUGAUGGCAUCUCUGGGGGUCAGGUGUUGGCAAGAAAAUCCAAACUGGCUGAUCGCUGGUCUGAGUGGGAUCCUCAUCUUUAUUUCGGGCGUACUGUCGCUAAUCCCAGUGGCUUACUACACCAACCUGCUGUCCAACAUCACCACGACAUUCACGGCGGGGAAAUUCCAGGUGGGCUACAGCAUCGUCAUCGGCUACAUCAGCAGCUGUUUCGAGCUGAUCGGCGGCGCGUUUCUUAUCCUGUGUCUCUUCCACUUAUGCAAGCGAAGAAACGAGAAGCAGGCGAACAGCUUCUACAAUAAAUACUACCGGGAAAGCUCGCCAAAGUCGCGCAUCAGGACCAUCGACGUGCCCGACAUGACCUGGGAACACCGGCGGUCGCCCUCCUUCGGUAUUGAAGAUUUUUCGCAGCCCCCAAACCGGCAGACCCCCCGAGAGUUUGUUUCGACGGAUUUCACCAGAAACGAGCCCUGUGAUGCCGAUUUGUAGCUGGGAAGGUGACAUUAAAGGGCCGUCGUGAUGGACCAAAAAAUAACAUUUCUUUAUUAAAAAAGUCGAAAGUUGCUUAAGUGAUUUCAGCAAAUAUAUCCUUUGCCAAGUUCAUUUAGAAUGCGACAAAAGGACUCCGCAUUUGUGACGAAGUUUAAAACUGGCAACUUUUAGACUUGUAUAAAAAAAAUUAAAAACAAGACUUUGGUAAGAAAACUGACCUGCACAGUCCCUGUAAUGGCACUUUACGGGGAUGUGUGGUUCAUUGUAAUAAAUCAUUCCCUUUUGUGAAGGGCUCUUUGCACAUGAAGUUGGGUCUUCAGGCUUUGGAAAAGGUUCCUAAUGUGGACAAAACACAAAUCUUUUAAAGUAUAGUAAGCUAUGCAGCAGGACUUGAACUUAAAGGUCUGUAUUAUUGUAUGCUGCGAGAUUCCUUUUAAAAUCAGCAACCUGCUGGGAUUUCACAAAUCAGUUAUCACAUUCCUGGUUAUUUAUGAAGUCCGUUAGGAAUCAAAAGAAGUAAAGGAUUCCUUCAAGAAAGCAGGCAGGGCAGGUGUUUGCUGUGAUGCAGCAAUUCGCCCAUCUUUGACAGAAGAAAGACAUUGGGAUAUGCAAUAAAGCAUUUUAACAGCAAAACGCAAUACUUUAAUUAUAGCAGUGAGUAGAUCAAUGAUUUUAUUCAUUUUUUUAAAAAAAAGUUGCAUUAUUGUACAGUUCCACCGAAUGGGUCUGAGUUUAAAGGGUUAAAAGGCUGGACAAUUCACUUUUGAAACUUCUGGGUGAGCACAUGGGUGUCCUAUACAAAUGAAGACCACAUAUGGGGUACAGCAAAAGAAAAAUAAAUGAAUGAGAGGGUCCGACUUGAGCUGUCUGGCUACUGAAAAAAAGGCGGGAAGCAGAAUGGCUCAUUGGAGUCGCGUUCCCAGCUUCUUUGUGCAGUUCUGAUGUUCUCCCCAUUUGCUUGUGGGUGGGUUUCCAAAUAUGUGCCAUUUGAGAUGUUGCCAUACAGUUUUGGGUUGGUGUGACUGUAGCUCUGUGACUGUGUGGCGUUCCAUCAGGGGCUGUUGGUAUGGAUGUGCUAGAAGACAUGGAAUGCUCCGGAAAGAGGAGGGUGCUGGACAGGGAGAUUCUCAUCAGCACAAGUCUCGCUUCUUAUGGCCUUUGACGGCCCUAGUGGACUUAAGACAGGCAGAAGGUAUUAAAAUUCAUGCAGUAAAGUUAACCAUGUGCACUCUUGUCCAUGAUGUGAAGAAUCUAAGUGUUUAUUUCCUUUAUAAACAUUGCAUUGCAUUUGAUGACUGUGACAAAAUUUGUUUAAGAUACAAUUGUUUUAUCUGUAUUUAACAAUUAUGACAGUUCUUAAUAAAAUGUUUUUGAUUAUCUGCAUUGGAAUGCUA